GCCGGUUUGGAUUCAAUUCAGAUUCUCAAUUGAGAAUCGUAAAAUUCUAUCCAUUUUUCCCCUUUAAAGUCUUCUCUUCAUCGCUCACUACACUUCACCAACAACAGCGUUGAAAUUUAGAGGGAGAGAGAGAAAAAGAGAUCUGUCCCUCUUUUUCCAGGCAAGCUGAAAGCAAUGGCGGUAACGAUGAAGCAAAUGGCUCUUAUAGUAGCAUUCCUUGGGGUGCUCUCCUUCAUUCUUGGGGUUGUUGCUGAAAACAAAAAGCCUCCCUCUGGAACCCCGAUAACAGGGAAGGGUGUUGUCAUCUGCAAAUACCCGUCCGAUCCAUCUGUGGCGUUGGGAUAUUCAUCCUUUGCAUUCCUUGUUAUCUGCGUGGUUGCUGGCUGGUAUUCUCUUUUUUACCCCUACAAAGGGAAGCAUGUUCCUAAGGAGGCAUUAUUCCAAAACACAGGCUUCCUUGUCUUCUUCGGUGUGGCACUGUCGACGGCUGCAUUAGCUGUGGUGAUGUUGUUGUGGCCUACAAUCACAGAGCACCUUCACCACACUAACAAUGUUCAUCACAAUUUGGAAACCUCGUGCCCUACGGCCAAGACUGGACUUCUCGGUGGAGGAGCUUUUCUAUCCCUCGACGCGUGCCUCUUCUGGUUGGUCGCAUUGAUGUUGGUAGACAACGCUCGUGCUGAUUACUUUGAUGAAUCAGAUGGCAAGGCUGCAGGGGAUUAUGAAGCUGAGCCAAUCAAGGGCAGUGCUUGAAAGCUAGCAAUUCAUAACCUCAAACCUUAGUUUAUUCUACUUACCUCACUAUUGUCCUUUCCUUUUAUUUUCUUGCUAAUGGAUAUAUACAAAAACUCUCUCUGCUAUGUAAGUAUUCACUCCGUUGGUUCACGUUACCCUCAUUUAAAAGCUAUUAUUAAAUGGUAAUUUGUGAAUUUAUUA
This is a messenger RNA of Salvia hispanica, 936 nucleotides long. RefSeq names its product keratin-associated protein (DUF1218). The record is from RefSeq and is a predicted model, not a curated record. Lineage: Eukaryota; Viridiplantae; Streptophyta; Magnoliopsida; Lamiales; Lamiaceae.